AUGGCUGUCUCGUCGACGAAAUCUGGGGAAGUCGAGCCCACGGCGAGCCGGCGGCAUCCGCUUCAGCGAUUUGACUCUCCAUCCAAGGGAUUUUCGGGCGCGUUGCACAACUCCUCCUUCGGCUGGCACCUCCAAUUCCUAACCAUAAUCGGCCUCUCCCUCUCAACCCUAACCUUCCUCUUCGGCCUCAUCGCCGACCUGACCUCCACCGCCCUCUCCGUCUCCUCCACGCUCCCGUCAAACCCGCCUGCCGUCGCCCUCUCAGACCAUCUGUUCCGGCUAAAGAACUACCUUGCGCUCGUAGCCGCCCCGAUUGAAGCCACCAUCAGCAUUCUGUACUGGACGUUGAAGGCUAUUGAUGGGAAGCUUUUGGUGCAGCCGUACGUCGUCUCUUUCCUUACCCUCGAUUUCCGAGAUUUGGUGUUGUUCCCAUGA
Molecule: messenger RNA, 435 nt
Organism: Alternaria viburni
Lineage: Eukaryota; Fungi; Ascomycota; Dothideomycetes; Pleosporales; Pleosporaceae
Exons: 2
Coding region: 1-435 (144 amino acids)
Cellular component (GO): endomembrane system; membrane
Source: RefSeq, a predicted model, not a curated record